Molecule: messenger RNA, 1114 nt
Organism: Nicotiana tabacum (common tobacco)
Lineage: Eukaryota; Viridiplantae; Streptophyta; Magnoliopsida; Solanales; Solanaceae
Product: 2-hydroxyisoflavanone dehydratase-like
Molecular function (GO): hydrolase activity
Source: RefSeq, a predicted model, not a curated record
AUAUUUCUCCUUUGCACCUCUAAAACCAUCGAAUCACAACAUAUAUACCAAUGGAUUCCGGCGACAACGAGGUGAAAGUGGAUUUCUCCCAACUUCUCCGUGUCUACAAGAAUGGCCGUGUCGAGCGUAUGUUCGGCUCACCUAUCGUUCCUCCGAUGCCAGAAGAUCCUGCCACCGGCGUUGCCUCAAAAGACAUAGAUAUUUCGCCAGAAAUCAGAGCCAGAAUUUACCACCCAAAGCUCACAACAAAAAACACCGACCAAAAACUGCCCAUCUUAGUAUAUUAUCACGGCGGUGGAUUUUGUCUCGAAUCUGCUUUCUCUUUCCUCGACCAACGUUACCUUAACCUCAUAGUCUCCAAAUCCAAUGUUGUUGCUAUUUCAGUAGAAUACCGUCUUGCUCCAGAACAUCCUCUUCCAGUAGGUUAUGAAGAUUCUUGGACUGCACUUCAAUGGAUCGCAUCGCAUGUUCUUGACAAACCCGGAUUCGAAAAGGAACCAUGGUUAGUGAACCAUGGUGAUUUUGAGAAGGUACUCAUUGGGGGUGAUAGUGCCGGAGGUAACAUAGUUCACAAUAUAUCUCUCAGGUCUGGUCUUGAAAGCUUGAAUGGGGGAGUUAAAAUCUUGGGUUCUUUUCUCUGUUUUCCUUACUUUUUGUCAUCUAGUGAAUUUAAGGAAGAUAGUUUGGCUAGUAGGAUUUGGGCUUUUGUGAAUCCAUCAGCUGAAGAUGGAGUUGAUGAUCCAAGAAUUAAUCCUUUUGUAGAAAAAGCUCCAAGUUUAUCAGCACUGGGGUGUUCCAAGAUUUUGGUGUGUGUUGCAGAGAAGGAUGAGCUGAGAAAUAUAGGGAUUCAGUAUGUUGAAGCUGUGAAGAAAAGUGGGUGGAAAGGGGAAAUAAAGUUGAUUGAUGUGCAAGGAGAAGAUCAUUGCUUUCAGAUCUUUGAUCCUGAAACUGAAAAAGCCAAAGAUUUGAUUAAGGGAAUUGCUGAUUUUGUCAAACGGUCAUGUGUGUGACUGUAUGUAAGAUGUUUUUAUCUUCUUAAUUGCACUUGUUGUCCAUCCUUUUUAUUUCUUUUGGUUUUAAUUUUUAAUGAGUAAUAAAAAGAGUUGGUAAAAUA